AUAUUCUAUUUUCACACCUUCUACUAUGGCUACAAUGAAAGCAAUUCAGAUUCAACGACACGGUGGCACUGAAGUUCUAGAGUAUGUGGAUCUGCCUCGUCCCGAAGUGACCGCAAAUAAUAUUUUGUGUAGAACUGGUCUUUACAAAGUUUCACUUCCAUUCAUACUUGGACGUGAAGGCGCAGGUGUGGUAGAAUCGAUUGGUGAAGGUGUAACUGAUUUUGCACCGGGGGAUCGAGUGGUUUAUAUGACAGCGCAUAGCUACGCUGAAUAUACACUUGCUCCAUCCAGUUACGCUUAUAAGAUUCCGUCAGAUAUUGAAUUUAAAGAGGCUGCUGCUUUUUUGCUUCAGGGCUUAACCUGUUGGACUUUAGCCACGCAAAGUUAUCCGGAUUAUGUGCUUAUACACGCGGCAGCCGGGGGAACUGGUCUUUUGCUCACUCAAUUAUCGAAAUUAUUAGGAGCUCAUGCAAUUGGAACCACGUCAAACGCUCAGAAAGCAGAAUUAGCAAAAAAGGCAGGCGCGGAAUAUGUAAUAAAUUAUACCACAGAAAACGUCGUCGAAAAAGUGAAUGAAAUUACCAAUGGAUUGGGUGUUCAUGUUGUUUACGAUGGUGUCGGAAAAGACACGUUCGAAACUUCAUUAGCGUCAGCUCGUCGGCUUGGAACCGUCGUUUCUUUUGGGAAUGCUUCCGGUCCUGUUCCGCCGUUUAGUAUUUUAAGAUUAGCAGAUAAAAAUCUAAGGUUAAUGAGAACAACUUUAAUGAGUUAUCUCACCACCAAAGAAGAAUUUCAAAAGUAUACUAAAGAAUUAUUUGAUCUGGUCCAAGAGAGAAAAAUUUCAUUGUUAAAUAUUCAAGUUUAUAAGUUGAGCGAUGCGAAAAAAGCUCACGAUGAUUUAGAAUCACGAAAAACUACUGGGAAAUUAAUUUUAGAACCUUAG
Ambispora leptoticha is the source of this 943-nucleotide messenger RNA. The record is from the annotation of a GenBank genome assembly. Lineage: Eukaryota; Fungi; Glomeromycota; Glomeromycetes; Archaeosporales; Ambisporaceae.